This is a messenger RNA of Lineus longissimus, 9503 nucleotides long. RefSeq lists its product as uncharacterized. Gene Ontology annotation, biological process: protein K63-linked deubiquitination. The coding region runs from base 66 to 4316 and encodes 1416 amino acids. NCBI's taxonomy places the organism in Eukaryota, Metazoa, Nemertea, Pilidiophora, Heteronemertea, Lineidae. Gene Ontology annotation, cellular component: cytosol. The record is from RefSeq and is a predicted model, not a curated record. The transcript has 21 exons. Gene Ontology annotation, molecular function: cysteine-type deubiquitinase activity; K63-linked deubiquitinase activity.
AUGACUGUGUGAGGUGAUGUUUUCCUCCCCAAUUUUCUAUGAUUUCUCCGUAAAACCACUCCAACAUGUCCACAGACAGGCUCCAACGUCUUAGGUAUAUCCUUAGGAAGGAACAUAUCGCAAACAAAAAGGAAAAAGGUAUUUUAUCAAGGCAUAAAACGGGCGAUGAAAUCAAUGUUCUCCCCGGUACACUCUGGGAAGAUUAUGAAGACAAGCAAACGAAGAAACAUGAAAAAAUUGGAUUCAGUUAUUUCUCUUCUUUGGAUUUUGAUAAUUUGAUUCUAAGUUGUCCGCCUUCUGAUGUUACGCGGAUUAACCAAGGGGAGUAUGAGCUUCUUGCGUCAAUCAGCACUUGUGCUGAUCGCAUGAAAGUUUUUGAGGACAAGGCCUGGCUUGGAGAAGGUCUCUCUUUGGAUGUAGGAAGUUACGUUCAUAUUCAUCGGUAUCCAAACUUGCCCGAGAAGGCUCCUGGAGUAAUAAAGUAUAAGGGAAGUUUGAGCGGCAUCAAAGGACUAUGGUUUGGAGUAGAACUUUUGAUGAUUUGGAAGAAACCCGGUGGCACCAUUCGCCGUGGGGAGCAGGAACACCGAGGAAAAGGAUGUACGAAUGGCAUGUUCCGUGGUCAUCGUUAUUUUGUGACAGAUGUAGAUUGUGGAAUAUUUGUGACAAUAGCGCGGAUACGAAAGUGUCAAGAAGACAACCGACAUGACAUCCGACAACCUCAACAACAACAGCAACAACGACAAGAACGGGAUCGGGACAAUGAACCAACAUAUCAGGCAUCUCCGCAAUAUCAGGCUUCUCCUCAACAACAACAACAGCAACAAACGUUGCGUCAAAACGCGACUAGUCCGCCAUUGCCAAAUUUACCGACAAAUGCUGUGGGAGGCUUACCGAAGGAUUUGGCGGGCAGGAACUAUGACUUGAAAAUUAGUGAAAGGGUUGUUUGGCUUGGGGACACUGGGCCAGAGUUUGGUUGUGUUCGAUGGAUUGGGACUUUACCGGAUAAACCCAGUGAAGUCUUAGUAGGAGUAGAAUUUGAUAAUGCAGUAGGUUCAGGUACGGGUCGAUACAAAGAACACCAGCUCUUUCGAACGAAACCCAACCACGCCUCUCUCAUUCCUAUCCUGGGUCUCAUGAAAGAGGACGAGUACAUCAAUCCAACGCCCGUCAAAAUGCCAAUAGACUUCUAUAACGACCGGCCGCCCGUGCACCGUCGCGGCCCAACGAUGGGCAUGAACAACGCCCAGCGGAUCAUGCUGAAGAACACGGGCCGUUCAAUGUCGCAACAAUCCCACAUUUCUCAGGGUUCCGUCGAUAGCGACGAGGUGGCGACACCACCGUACUCAGUCGUUAAGAAACAGAACCGACCAGCAUUAUGGCGAUUCUGGUCGCAGGGUUCCCAGGACAGUUUCGAGGUCAAUGAUCACACAUCAUACGCCACGCUCAUCAAGAAAUCGCCACGAAAGUCGCCACUGAAGAAAGAAAUCCCUAUCCAACAAACUCUACUUUCUCAAAAGAUACGAGCAAAGAAAAACUUUGCCCUGUCGCGCUACUGGUCGCAGGGGUCGCAGGAGGCAGAAGAGUUUUUCAACAAUUCUACACCACACUCUGCACCGGUUGCACGGAAAAGCAUCAAAAAAGCACCAGCGAGCGUCAGGAAAGGUGCAAGUCUUAACAUAGUGUCUGGUCCUGCUCCCAGUACCAGUAGUGCCGGACAGCAGGGGGCCUACGCCGGCCCUAGUACCAGUAGCGCCGCAUCUGAUGGUAGCCUGGAUGGGCCGCAAUCGAGCGCGAUCGCCAUGAAAAUGGCCAGCAGAGAUAUGGGAAAGUCCGACGAGGAAAUCCUCCAAGCACAAAAACAGACAUUGAGCCCGCCUUCAAAACGGAAAGAACGGGAGAAAAAGGAAUAUAACGAUCAUAGCAAACACAACAACAUCGCUCAUAACUCGGCAGACGCCAAACAAAAAGGACCAAUGGCCAAAGAUGUCUCAUUAAAAUCCAGCGAUAAACAGAAGAAGAGUAUAUCGUUCAGUGAUAAAAAGUUUAACAAUGUGAUUCCAGUGAAGGGUCGUAUGGCUUUGAGUAGUCCGCCGCCAACGGGCGGUGGGCCCGCCACAAAGGGUAUCAUGAUGAACCGCAUGGGGAAGGACGAUCACAGAAAUGACAUUGACUAUGACUGGUCCAAUAAUGGGUCAAGUGUGGACGAGGUUGUAGAAGAGGUUGUAGAAGUAGUCGUCCCUGAGCAAGCGACUCAGACGGGUGGCCGCGGCAACCCAAUAUAUGAGAAGGAAUUAUUUGGCGCGGCUAAACAUGAUUCAGACGACGACGAGGACGUCAUCCGACCAGAGACUGCCGCGGUCUGCGGUGACCGCGGCAACCGAGCAUACAUGGAUGAAAUAUUUGAUGCGGAUGACCAUGAUAGCCUUGAUGAAGAUGAAGAUCAUGAGGUCGAGAAAGACUACUUAGGCCUCGGCUAUCCGCACGGCUUAUCGAACAGUCCUAGCGCUCACAGCGGCUUGAGCGGGAUUAGUCAGGUGCUCAGCGACAUAUCGGAUAGCGACUCCUCCUCGACCACCCCGACUGAACACAUAUACCCCAAAACAACAAAAGCCACAAUCGAAGUGCCUCCGAAACACGGCAAGGAAACUGACAAGGAACGCGUAAAAGAAAUGGACAGACAUAAGGACAGAGUAAAAGGAACGCGAAGUCCGCCACAGUAUGGCACAAGGGAACGCGAUCGCAUCCAGCCGCGUCCAGGUCAUGCGCACCGACGUGGAUUAGAUGGACCGUCAUCUCUAAGUUCUAAAGAAGAAAUCCCGAAGGAUUUGGAGCUCGGUUCGAUGGUGGAGGUGUUGGAUAAUCCGCCAAAGUUUGGCGUGAUUCGAUGGAUCGGAACGCUGCCCGAAGCAAAGAAUGACCCAAAUCGACUCAUUGCUGGUUUAGAAAUGGAAGAAGAGGAUCCUAACUCUUGUACGGAUGGAACAUUUAACGGAAGAAAGAUAUUCGACUGUCCGCCAAAGAAAGGAUUCUUUGUUUAUCUGAAUCGAGUACGAAAAGACUCCAGGUUCCAGGAGUCGGCAAAAUAUAUUGAUAGCACAGAAAGCAUGGCAUUCGGCACGCUUGAGAGUCCAGAAAUCCAAGGCAAUAUCGCGCCACCGGCAACGCUCAAGGACAUAUCGAAUAUGUUCGGUAAAAAUAAGGGCAUACAAGGUCAUCACAACUCGUGUUACCUCGACGCCACGUUAUUUAGUAUGUAUGCAUUUACGCAGGUGUUUGAUACGAUUCUCCAUCGACCAUCGCGGAAUGCUGAUCUGACAGAGUAUAAUGAAAUACAACGGGUGCUCAAGGAAGCUAUUGUGAAUCCUUUAAGAAAAAAUUUCUACGUACGUGCUGAUAAGGUGCUGAAGCUACGGACCCUGCUGGAUAAGUUAAGUAGCGUGAACGGUAUGAUGGGCGAGGAGAAGGACCCAGAAGAGUUCCUCAACUCUCUGCUACAUGAUACCAUGAAGGCCGACCCCUUCAUCAAACUCAGUUCGGGGCAAGAGUCCUAUUUCUACCAACUGUUUAUUGAAAAAGAUGAAAAGUUAGUGCUCCCAACCACGCAACAAUUGCUGGGCCUGUCCUUCCUUCAGUCCGACAUUAAACUUGCUGAGAUUCCCUCCUGUCUCAUCCUGCAGAUGCCGCGGUUCGGCAAGGAUUACAAGAUGUACCAGCGAAUAGUGCCAAGUCUUUAUUUAGAUAUCACUGACAUACUCGAAAAUAGUCCACGGGAAUGCGCUAUAUGUGGUGAUAUAGCGACUUACGAAUGCAAGGAGUGUUAUAAGCAAUUUGGUGAUACCAUAGAUAGAAUAGCCUUCUGUGAUAACUGUAUUAGAAAGAUUCAUUCUCAUCCAGACCGUGCAAGUCAUAAAGCGAAGCCGAUUGGCGUGCCAGAGGAAUAUAAAGACUUCCUUACCGAACAGAAAACGCUUCUUGGCGGAGAGAAUGUUCGAAUUCACCGUGAGACAAUGGAACUAUUUGCAGUCGUGUGCAUUGAGACGAGUCAUUAUGUGGCAUUUGUCAAGUGCGGCCCGGGACCCAAGGCACCAUGGGUAUUCUUUGACAGUAUGGCCGACAGAAUGGGUGAACAACACGGUUAUAACAUCCCCGAGGUUCAGCCGUGUCGAGACUUGCCCGAUUGGCUAGCAGACGAUAACCAUGAGCGCAUACUAACGAUGAAGGAGGAUCGGCAACUGCCAGAGUACGCCCGCCGGAUCCUGUGCGACGCAUACAUGUGCAUGUAUCAAAGCACCGAGGUCAUGAUGUAUAAAUGAAAAUACCCGUGUUAUCAUUAGUGGUAUCGUUUAGUCCGUUACAUGUUUGUCGUUAUACACAUGUUACCACGGAAACAGGUUGACAUGACAACGAGAGAAUCAGUUGCUAUGGAAACUGAGAAAAUUGUCGCAUGACCUUAAGGUUGGAAGCUGAUGAUGGGUUGAGGUAUUCUUGAUCCAUCAGCUGGUGGAGAUCGGUCCGAAGAAGCAAAAGAUAACGUUACGAGACUUUUAAAAGGAAGCGAUCAUGUCUGUAGUUGUUCUAGGAUAUGAAGUGGAUGACACACCAGGGUCUUACAGAGGACUAGCCAUGACAAUCAGUGUUGAGGUGGUGGUGAGGAACUGUUUGAAGACUUUCGAAUUGGAAUUGGCAGCUGUCCAAUAUGCAAAGCUAUAGGGUGUCACAGAAAUGUCCGACUUGAAGAUUUUCUGCUAAAGGCAUGAUGAUAUGCUAGAUCAUUAAAAUACCGACCCAGAUGUUAAAAUCAGUCAAAGCAUUGUAUCGUAGGAUUUUAAUAGAGAAAAGAAAAGUUAAUUUCGCCCAGCUUUAGCAGCUCCUGUACAUGCUAAAGCAUGUCCAAGAUAUAGUUUAGUGCAUAAAUCUGUCAAAAGAGGGCAGUGGUGAAGAUCUCAAUUUUGUAGCCCGUGUGUACCAAUAUAUUUGCUCAAAAAUAUCUUCUAUUGUAAAUGAGUCAACUUUUAGCAUACAUUGAGGUUUUCACAUGAAUAAGGAAUUAUUUAGCAUUUGUGAAAAUUUAAGUGAGAAUUUUGGUUACGAUGAGUUCUUGCAGUUUGAAGAGUUUUCCUUUCCAAGUUUCCCAUAUUUCUUGUUUGUAUCAUGAUCAUCCAGGUUCCAAAAAGAGUUAUUUCAUAUGAUAUGUAAUGUUAGUUCUUAACAAUUUAAGCCCCAUAAUGUAAGACUACUGGUAUAAAAACUUUAUUCUUCCUUUUACUCCCCGAAUUGAAAUUCUUGGAACUUACCUACUCAACUGCUUUCUUUCUUUUUGCAUUAUUCCAGGAACAAGAACGACCAGAUCUUACAUUUGUGACUUUAGAGUUCCUUUCAUGUUAUUAGUUAUGAAAAAACUAGUUAAAAGCUGAUAUUUUGAAAUGUUCUAUGCAGGAUUUGCCUUUAGAUUUACCUUGCUUUGUAUUCUUCUUUGGACAGUUCUUAAAUUAUUUUGCCUCUUUUCUUCGGCAAAGAUGAUAAUUUAGGGAAUGUGUAUCUCUGGACAGCAAGACAGUAAUCCUAUAAAGGCCAUUGAGUGACAUCAUAAGGGCAAUCAUUUUGGAUGUCAAUCAGUGCCCUUGACCCUGCUGUCUAACUGAUAGUACCAUGUGUGGAUGACAUCGCCACACUUUACUCCCAUUGUUGCACUGGUAAAGUGUGUCAUUGUUGGUAAAUGACGUCAAUUUGACAUCCCAAAUGUUUGUUUUUUUGCUUUGAUGGCGUCAUCUGCACAGCCACUGUGGGUAGCAGACGAAUUCAGACAAGACCAGCGCACAUAUGAAACUUUCAGCACAUAUCCCUCGUGCGUUUGAACGUGAUUCUUGUAAUGAAGUCACUCAAAUCUGUGAUGCGACUGGUUCGAAAUAACGCAUUGAAACUAGUCAGUGCAGAAGAUUUCAAAGACGUGACAAAAAGUGCUGCAGCUCAGAUAUGUGUGAAUUAUGGGAACUUGGGAAUUGUCCAUACCUUAUCAAUAUGAAAGAACACAUAUUCCUUUGGCGGUUUCAUUGUGUAUUUUUACGCCAUCAGAAUUUUUUUCAAAUUGUAAUUAAAACGUAUCUGAAUUAAUUGUUUGGUAAUUAAUAAUUAAAAGGUAUGCUUUUCAUUGUUUCGUUGAUUAAUAAUAGUGAAUUAUGGUGCUAUUGUAAAUGUAACUGCUCUUCACUGUUGUCACGGGUCACCUUGUGAAAUACACCAAAAAAAUCACCCAUUUAUUCACGUGAUGAGGAUUGGCAUGCUCGUGAGAUUUUUUAUGCAUUUUUUUACGUGUUGAUAAUAACAAUAUAAAAUGUAAGCCUGUACAGUAGUCCAUAGCUCCGAGGUCUGUGGGACAUAAGGUAAGGGGGUACAAAUAUAUAACCCUGGUACCAGUGUAUGUGUGCAUUAGUGUAUUUUCCUAGCUGUUUCUUUGAGCUGUUUUCUACACUAAAAGAGAUAUAAUUGUACCAGGGUUAUAUUUGUAUCGUUUACCUUAGUACAAUUAUAGCAUCUGUGUGCAAUAAUCCAUACUACUAGCUGUUUUCUACACUGAAGGGGAAAUAAUUGUACCAGGGAUUUAUAUGUACCACUUUACUGUACAUGUAUUUUGGUAUGGCGCACUGUAAAUUCUUGUGCAAAGAUAUUGAGCAGACCGGAGCACCCUUGUACUUGUAAGGUCUAAUCGUGCAGAAGUACCUGGUAAAAAUUGGUGUCUAUGUAUAUUCUGUAGGGAUGGAGAUGAGGAAAUCCGUCGGAAAAAUGCAAGGUUCAGCAGACAUGAAAUUUUUGUUUGAUAAUGAUACGGAUUCCAAUGUCUUAUUAUUAAAAGUGUUUAUCGCCGGCUAGGCUGGUCUCAAUACAACCUCCUUUCAUUUCCUACACCUCGAGCGGCCCGGCAUCAAGACAAGGAUGAAAAAAACUCCAAUAUUGGUGCUUUCAACACAUAUUCUUUAACAGGAAAUGGGACAGUGCAUUUCGUUUGCGGUGAAAAUGGAAAAGUACCAUAAAAACUCACCAGGUGAUAAUCACUUCAAGAACAGGAUGCAUUUUCCGCGGUGGUACUUAACCAACAGAAGAGAGCCUCCCAUUUUAUAGUUGUUCAAUAAGUUGUCUGUUAUCCGAGGUAUUUGGUUGUGAUUAAGAGGAACUGUGAAUGUUUGGAUUGGCUUAUUUUAAAGAUGGUUUAAUUGACUUUUCAAACCACCCAUCUCAAUUUACAAGAUCCUUGUGGGGGUUCUAGUGGCAGUAGGCCCGCUCCAUAUACUCCAGGUUCAGCAAUAUAAGACUGUUCAGGCCGCAAAACGUACACAUCAUUGUUCGAUGCCAUUCGAAAUGUUUCAUUUUGAUAGACAUUGGGUUGAUGACGCAAAGUUGGCCGAUUGUCAUGAAGUUCUGUUCUGGAUUGGCUUUCGGGUUGAUCUUGCAGUAAUUAGUGAACUGGUCCUAGAUUAGUGAAACUUGAGUAAAUCCUAGUUGUGUUGGUAGAGUCUUAUUAUGUUAGGCAGGAGCUUUAUAAUUGUCGGAGGUGUUGGUGUAAUAGAAAUAAGAAAAUGAGGUGCAUUUGCAGCGGUACGGCUGUGCAAUUAUACCGGUUUGAUUUAAGCUGUAUAAAGUCUUUGGUACUGUUAUGAAGAUUUUGAAAUUGUUAGCCAAUACCUCAGUAUUGUUUAUGUUAUUUAUUGUACAUAUACCAGGGCUGUUUUAAGUGCAGUAGAAUUCCCCAGACAUAUUCUUGAUUCUGUUGUGAUGACCAUAGUGACGGUGACAGGUCUGUCGUAGUUUCAUGAGCUGGAGAGAAAUGAGGAAUCCCGCUGACCUAGUUGUGAUUGUGUCUGCCUUGUGAACAGAAGGUCGUCGGUUCAAACACUCGUUGAUAGCUUUGUCCAACGCGGCUGGUUGGUUAGCCAACAGCUUGUUAAACGUAUAGUACAGACUGCCUUCUCGCCAAGUGCCUGGCAUUAGAGAAUGGAGUCUGGAAGUGAAGAGGGUCUCAUAAGCAAAAAUCUGGUUGGCCCUUUCUUUAGGGCUGAUAUGAGGGUGACAUUAUGUAGCCCAUUUUGGAAAUGUCCCAUUCGUUUCAGGUGACAGAUCAGAAAUUACAAUUUGAACCUUAUGUGUACCCCUUAUGAUUGUGUGUUGUUGUUUGAUUUUAACUCUCAGCCCGUAACUCAUUUGGCAUGGUUUGAUUCGAAAACCGAGGCGAAUUUCAGCAAAUCAGACUUUCAAAAUCGUCGGACAAUAGUACAGUGCAGGAAAUUUUAAUUUGAAAACCGUGAGUGUACGGUCUGCGGCUGUGAAAUCUAACAUGGCGGACCGAGUAUAUACGGGUUCCGGGCUGAAAGAGUUAAGGUUGGAGUACAAAGAGUUACACGGUAUACAGACAUGGUUGCAAUCAAUGACUUCAUGGUCAUGAUUCCUUUGUGAAGCCAUCGUUCACUGGAGUGUCUGUAUGUCAUGUUGCUCUUUGUAAACCCCUGCCUUAGAAGUAGACUUUAGUCAUGGCUACAUUGUACGUUGCAUGCACAUGGGUGGGUUGCUCAUUUAGCUCAAGAUGAAAAUAUCCUUGCAUUAAAGGUCCAUCCUGUUGAAAAUUUGACAUUUGAAAUAGAAUUUGAGAUUUUCAAUAAUGUAAAUACACGUUGAACAUGAAUUUGAGCAUUGCAGUUGUGUAUGCCAAUAUAGAUAUACUUUAUAAACCCUAUUAAGCCGGUCGAAGGGCAUCUGAACAAAAGGCCUAUAUUAUAUGUGAUAGGCCUUUGUGAAACAGACGCACCAAAACUGGCUGAAUAGCGUCUACACAUUGCAUACAAUAAUAAUAAAUCAUCACGUCUGGUUACUGUACAAGGGCAAUGUUUAUUUCUAAUUACUUGUGGCACAUACAAAAACAAUGCACACCAACAGCACAUGCCUUUAACAAAAUGUUACAUUAUUUUGAGUACUACAGGGCGGCCCAGAAUUAUUUCCCCUCACACAAUGGAUACACAUAAAAUUCUACUGUGCAUGGGAAUAUAAUUCGGGGCCAUCCUGUAGAGAGUACCAGUGGCCCAAGCUUCCACAUUCUCUUACUGCCUCCAGCUCAUGCCCCUACGUCGACCAUCGGCCCGCCUAAAAAGUAACUACAGGAGUGUACAGUUCCGUAUUGUGUUCUUACAUACUUGCAUAGCAUCCAUCUAAGGAAUAAAAUGAUGAAUCAUAUAUAUAUAUAAGUAUCUAAAUAUUAUAAAAAUCCUACUUUAUGCCAAUGUUUGGUUCUUGUUGUUCAAACCCCUCUUUCUGGUUACCAUGGUUACUUGUAAAUACUGAGUGAAUUCUUCUUAGUGAUCUAUGCAUUCGCCUAUAAGAACUUGUGUUAGUUGGCCAAAUUGGGGCCUAUAAUAAAAGUUAUGUCAGGGCGUCUGGUCCAUGAAUAAAAGGGAAUUUUCAAAAAGAAUUGUCUGUUGUAUGCCAAAGAACUCCCUUUGGACUGACAAAUGCAUGCG